CGAUCGCUUGUCAUAUUGUCUCAAUUGAUCCGAUAGAAAGAAACAUGAACUGUCUAAAGAUUUGCGGCUUUGUUUUUGCGCUCAUCGCGGCUCUGGCUAGUGCGGACGCUGCUACGCAAGUCAUUAAUGCUGGCGGCCACACACUGAUACAAACGGACAGAGGUCAAUACAUACGCAAAAACUAAAUUUUAAAUGGCAGUUAAUUAAAUAAAAUAGUAAAAAUCUA
Molecule: messenger RNA, 226 nt
Organism: Drosophila virilis
Lineage: Eukaryota; Metazoa; Arthropoda; Insecta; Diptera; Drosophilidae
Gene: Dso2
Product: Daisho2
Source: RefSeq, a predicted model, not a curated record